GAGCUGAGCAGGUUAUUUCUUCAGAUAAGUUCGAUCAACAACCUUCGACUCUCACAACAGCAAACACGCACACAUACACAAAUAAUGUCUCAGGCAAAGGAUCAGGUCCCUCCUCCACGCACAAGUAUGUCGCAUCUAAUCACAGGCGUAGAUGGAUACGUUCCCCCUGACGGUCGCACAGCCAGUGAGCUGUUCAACGGUGACACAGGAUUGACAUACAAUGACUUCCUGUUGCUGCCUGGAUUCAUUGAUUUCGCUGCGGGUGAUGUGUCUCUAAACUCGCCGCUGACCAAGCGCAUCCAACUGAACACGCCGCUGGUGAGUUCACCUAUGGACACGGUCACUGAGGGGAAAAUGGCCAUCCACAUGGCACUGUACGGAGGAAUUGGUAUCAUCCACCACAACUGCGAUGAAGACUACCAGGCCAAGGAGGUGCGAAAGGUGAAGAAGUUCGAGUCCGGAUUCAUUCUGGACCCCGUCACUCUGCGCUCCACAAACACCAUCAAGGAUGUCAUGGACUGCAAGGCGACGAGAGGGUUUGGAGGAAUCCCCGUCACCGAGAACGGCAAGAUGGGCUCGAAACUACUGGGUAUGGUCACGUCACGUGAUGUCGAUUUCUUCGGCGAGCACGAGUGGGAGAAGACGCUUGGUGAGGUGAUGGUGCCUGCGUCUGAGCUAGUUGUGGGCCCCGAAGGCUCGACCUUGAAGGAGGCACACGUCAUUCUACAACAGAGCAGAAAGGGUAAACUUCCCAUUGUGGACGAGGACUUCAACCUGCUUGCGCUCGUGUCGCGAACUGAUCUGAAGAAGCACAGAGAUUUCCCUCUAGCGUCAAAGGACCAGAACAACCAGUUGCUGUGUGGUGCUGCCAUCAGUACACGCGACGAAGAUAAGCCACGUCUCGCUAAGUUGGUGGAAGCCGGUCUGGAUGUUGUUGUCCUCGAUAGUUCUCAGGGCAAUUCCAUCUACCAGAUCGACAUGAUCAAGUACAUCAAAGGGACAUACCCCGACCUGGAAGUCAUCGCAGGAAAUGUCGUGACAGCCUCGCAGGCGAAGAAUCUCAUUGACGCCGGUGCGGAUGCCCUGCGCGUGGGCAUGGGAAGUGGAUCUAUCUGCAUCACUCAGGAAGUCAUGGCUGUGGGCCGACCUCAAGGUACGGCCGUUUACAAGGUCGCCGAGUAUGCGCGUCGAUUUGGUGUGCCAGUCCUUGCGGACGGUGGCAUCACGUGCGUGGGACACAUCACUAAGGCUCUGUCUAUCGGUGCGUCUACAGUCAUGAUGGGCAGUAUGUUGGCUGGAACCAACGAGGCGCCCGGAGAGUACUUCUUCAUGGACGGGGUUCGUCUUAAGAGAUACAGAGGUAUGGGAUCGCUUGAAGCUAUGUCGCAUAGAUCCGGUGCGUCGGCACAGAGCCGUUACUUCUCCGAAGAUUCCGGUGUAAAGGUAGCCCAGGGUGUUUCAGGAGCCAUCCAAGACAAGGGAAGUAUCACUAGUUUCAUUCCGUAUCUCAUCACCGGCAUGAACCACGGCUGCCAGGACAUCGGCUGCACCUCGUUAACAAAGCUGCGUGCCAUGAUGUAUUCCGGAGAGCUCAAGUUCGAGAGACGCACGCACGCUGCCCAGUCCGAGGGAGGAGUGCAUAGUCUGCACACCUACGAGAAGCGUUUGUAUUAGACGCCCCUGCACACAUAUUCGAGCACAGAGGCAGGCGCUGGCUGGGUAGCCUAUCUAGGUACCUGUUAACUCGGUGAGCUCGUCUGCCAAUUACCCCCAACCGUCUUAUGGGUGAUAUGGAUCUCCGUCGUGCUCUGGCCCCCACCCGUUUUAUGGGCUAGCAGGACGUAAAUUUUAGUACAGUCUGUAUGAAUAAAUAGUACAAAAAAGUACCGGC
Sphaeroforma arctica JP610 is the source of this 1891-nucleotide messenger RNA. RefSeq names its product inosine-5'-monophosphate dehydrogenase 1. The coding region runs from base 85 to 1674 and encodes 529 amino acids. Gene Ontology annotation, molecular function: IMP dehydrogenase activity. The transcript is spliced from 10 exons. Lineage: Eukaryota; Ichthyosporea; Ichthyophonida. The record is from RefSeq and is a predicted model, not a curated record. Gene Ontology annotation, cellular component: cytoplasm. Gene Ontology annotation, biological process: GTP biosynthetic process.